Molecule: messenger RNA, 513 nt
Organism: Emiliania huxleyi CCMP1516
Lineage: Eukaryota; Haptophyta; Isochrysidales; Noelaerhabdaceae
Exons: 3
Coding region: 1-513 (170 amino acids)
Source: RefSeq, a predicted model, not a curated record
AUGAGAUGGACGCAUAUCCGUGUAUUGCCCGACACAGUAAGGAAGACGGUGAGUGGCCGCAUCAGCUGCGAACGGAACGAGUCCAGCGGAGCGCCCGGCUCAAAGUGCAUUACAAAGGGCACUAUGAGCAACAACAACACCCUAGAUCCCUCCAACUUUGUGAUGAGUCUCGUGUCUGAGGCAUUUCGCAGCAUCGAUCUUUUGCAACACGUGCCCGAAGCGGUCCUGCGGAGAUUGACGCGUCACUUUCACCGGAUUCCGAUCACAGUAGGCACGGUCCUCUUCAAUGUGGGUGAUGCAAGCGAUAGCUUCUACGUCAUCGAGAGUGGCGAGUACGCAAUCGAGGCGGCGAUGCACCGCAGUGGCUGCAACUGUCGAGCGCAGGAGCGCUACCUCCAGUUGGUAGAUUCAGACGGCUUUGGCGAACUCGCACUCCUCUCAGAUCGGCCUCGUACUGGCGCAAACCGAGUGCCCGAGUGUCUCGCACGAAUGAAAUCGAAUAUCAAAAAAUAA